Molecule: messenger RNA, 3926 nt
Organism: Ixodes scapularis (black-legged tick)
Lineage: Eukaryota; Metazoa; Arthropoda; Arachnida; Ixodida; Ixodidae
Product: Na(+)/H(+) exchange regulatory cofactor NHE-RF2
Exons: 5
Coding region: 251-1693 (480 amino acids)
Biological process (GO): protein localization to plasma membrane
Cellular component (GO): apical plasma membrane
Molecular function (GO): protein-membrane adaptor activity; protein binding
Source: RefSeq, a predicted model, not a curated record
AAUCCGCACUACCGGUCGCCCACUUGCAGCGGACGGGGAAAUAGCGCAGACGUUCACGUGAUUCCCUUUUUAUUCGGGCGGUCCGCUGCUGCGUUUUGCUUCUUGUUUCUUUACCCCCCGCGCCUUUCCGAGAGUGCAGCUGAUGUGCGGCCCGUCACAGCCGGCAGAUUGUCUAGUUGCACCGUAACGUCGCUGCGAUCUUCUCUCCCGGUUCGACAAGAGCGGCCGAGCUUCCGACACACCGCCGGCGAUGUCUACGACUUCAGACGUGCUACCGCCCGACGCCCCGGCGCCGCGGCUUUGCCACCUCGUCAAGAUCGCUUCCUUCGAAGGCUACGGCUUCAACCUCCACGCCGAAAAGUCCAAGCCGGGACAGUUCAUCGGCAAAGUGGACCCGCACAGCCCCGCCGAACUGGCGGGGAUGCUCGAGGGCGAUCGGAUCGUCGAAGUGAACGGCGUCAACAUCGCCAACGAGAACCACAAACAGGUGGUCGAGCGAAUCAAGUCCGUGCCCGAUGAGACCAAGCUUUUGGUGGUGGACAGUGCGGCGGACGCCUGGUACAAGGACCGCAAGAUUGUGCCCCGAGGAACGCAGGAUAACGUGCGCUACAUCCGGACUCCGGCGGACGGCGGUCAGCAGCCCAACGGCCACCACCACGAGGAAACGACCGCAGCCAACGGAGACGUUAUCCGAAAAGAAUCCGAGACGGUCGAACUGCCUCCAGAUGCCCCGGCACCACGGCUAUGCCAGAUGAAGAAGUGGGAGGACUUCGAAGGGUACGGCUUCAACCUGCAUGCAGAGAAGGACAAGCUGGGCCAGUAUGUGGGCAAGAUCGACGAGGGCAGCCCCGCCGAGUACGCGGGACUCCGCGAGGGAGACCGCAUUGUGGAGGUCAACGGCGUCAACAUCACCUCGGAGACGCACCGGCAGAUCGUCGAACGCAUCAAGAAGGUCCCCAACGAGACGAACCUGUUGGUGGUGAGCCUGGAGGCGGAGAAGUGGUACCGGGACCACAAGAUAGCGGUGACAGGUAGCCAGGCCAAUGUGGUGCAGCUGAGGAACCCUGCCCUCAACCCGGCCACGGCGGGAGACCGGGAGGCCGAGGAGAGGCACGCCGAGGAGGACGCGGUCCUCGCAGACGCCCCGACCCCGGUCCUGAGGAGGCAGAGCCUGUCGGAAGAGGACAACGAGAAGGUGACGGAGCACACGACCACCUUGUCCAGCUUCGUCGUGCAGCGGCAAGACGAACCGGACAGUGUGGAGGAUAGGGCCCCCGCCCUGCCAUCUUCUCCGCCACCGGACGACACGGAGCCCGAGGUACCAGAGACCAGAGAGGAGACUCCCACGCCAAAGGAGACCCUACCAGAGGCAGUCAAGACAGAGGUUAUCAAGACCGAGGUGGUCAAAACCGAGGUGGUCAAACCGGAUGAGCCAAAGCCCAAGCCGGAGCCACCGAAACUUCCGCAGGCCAAGCCGGUGGAGCCUCCUCGUGUCCCCACCGAAGCCAACGGCGGCGCUUCCACGAUGGCGACGACGACGACUUCUGAGGCGAAGGGAGCGAGCAACGGGUCGCUCAACCUCAACAUGAGCGCUUCAGAAAUGCGGCAGCUGUUGGCGCAGCGCAAGAAGCACGACCCCAAGAAGGUUCAGAUGGACCUGAAGAAAAAGUAUGAGCUCAUCGAACAGAUGUAGACGUGACCCAUGUCCUGUUUCUUCGGUGCUUUCACCGUCGUCAGCUCUGUUUGUCGUCGGUUAUUGGAGGAGGCAACGUGUACCAUCUGCAUGUUUUUGCGAAAGUGUCGACGGCGCUGUGGAUGGUCUGCAUGGGACGACCGAGAGGCCUUUAAAGGGACGUCUCAGAACGUGUAUGCAACUAUGAAAAUGCUGUCCUGGAUGGCAGUGGACUAGGCCAAGGUUUUUUACGGUAAUGUCAGUUUACAGAAACAGAUUUUUCUACUAUGGUACGUCGAAAUUCUUGGUAUAUCGGCGUCUAAAAGUUGCGGCAAAACGCCGGCGUCGGCAGUCCAGGCGCCGUUGUAGCAAAAAAAAAAGAAGCUGCUUUUCUAUUAAGAGUAAACGAACAUUGUGGUAAGCUCGCAGUUGUGGUAUUGCCGACUGAAAUGUACCUUUUGGGCCGCAAAUCGUGUGUACCUACAAGCUGGUCCUUUUAAUUUUUGAAUAGUUUUUCCCAAGACGCCGAAAACAGGGACCCAUUUGGGUGCGACCCAUUGUCCUCGGUUAUCGCGCACGAAAAGUCGCGGUCGAUCGUCCCUUUUACGCUGUUCUAGAGAGCCCUUUUCUAUCCCGGUAGCUGACUGAUUCCAGUCAGCCGGUCCUUUGUGACACCCAUCAACAGUGCUAUCGACAGUUUCGCACUGGCACUAGCAACCAUACUUUGCUGCAGCUUUUAGUCCGAGCUACGGCGGACCUAGGUGCCUGCAACUGUUUUUGGCCGGUUUACGGCGGCUACGAGCGACGGUUGUUAUUUACAGAGGCUCGCGGAUGCGGCGGCUGCAGUUUCUCUUCCGCCGUUUAGGGAAGAAGCCAACUCGCUACGUCCACUCGAAAGAAUUGCGUGUCAGAGGGUUCGGUAUUGAGAACCGGUGGGGCGUGUAGCUUUUAAGCGCCACGGAGUGCGAUUGCCACGUUAACUUUGUUCCGUUUUGCUCGUCGUGCGUGGAGAGACGGAGGUAGCAAGAAACCGAACGAAGCUAUUUUUGUCAACCGCUCGGAUCACUUCCAUGCAUCCACUGGACGUCGAACAAAUUUACGAGUGUACGCGACCCGUCGUUCUUCCACAUUCCACUUCUUGGAGCCUAGCGUGCUUCUCGUUUUACAGAACAAACGACGUUCGCCGGUUUGUUUUCUCGUUUCUUUCGUUGGGGCUAACCAUAAUCACAUAACCGCCGUCGAUUUUCACGUUGCCAUUUUUUUUCCUUCUUGAAGAGGCUACGCAAAGGUUGUGGAGAACGUCCGCUAAAUCGCGGCAGUUGCCCAAUUCUUUUGUUUCUUUCCGUUUUGAGCCUUGUCCUCUAAAAUUUUUACCCUUUACAACGCCGACUGUGCAAUACAUUCCCGUUCCGUACUUACUGAAUUUCAAGCACGGGCAGUUGCGUUUCGUUUUGGACGGAAUGGCCCAUUUAAUGGUCUCUUUCCACCUUUCUACCGUUUGUUACCAAGUAGCAAGUCUUUUUACAUUUUUUUUUUUGUAUUUUCAUCUAAUCUCGAUAUCAAACGCUCUACACGAUGUGGAUUUUGCAAUGUCUCAAAAUGCCAUGCAGAGAGAAGUCCUACUCUUUUGUCGACUACGCGUUUCUCCCUGAAGCGCUAUGUAGGGCGGUUGUCGGGGGCGUCGAAGAAAGGCUGGUUCGCGCACUUGCGACUGUUCACGACCGAGUUCGUUAAAACCUCUUGUGAUCUCUCACGACGAGACAACACGCCCUGGGACACUGGUGAGUUCCAUAUAUUUGCUACUUUUUUCGCACAUCAUUUUUUCUUAAUUGGCACGAAAAACUUUUGACGAUGCUACAGAGGGCCAUUUCUCAUGGAUAUUAUGCAUAUUUGAUCUCGCAAAAACUGAAAAACCUUUGCUCUAGUGAAACAUAAUAGUUUCACAGCCACCUCGUAGGUGGCGCCGUGUCGUAAGCAGACACGAGUGUGCGGACCGGCCUAAAGUCUCGCGCAACUUCUCCGUCGACUCGAAGGUUGGUUGUGCGGAGGUUCGGUGCCUUAUACCCCAGUUCCAGUGUUUACAGACGAAGCAUAUUUUUCCAUCAUUCUACGCAACUAAGAGAAGAAAAGCAAAAAAAAAGGAUAUAUAUACACUUCGUUGCGGAAGCUGCGUUAAAAGCUCCAUAUUUUUGUAGCCAUGUUUGGAAAGUGUUUUUGCGACCUUUUGGAGUCAUAGUAAAGGUGUAAAAAAUAU